AUUUGCGCGUGGUCUGUUGCCUGGUAACAGCCGACAACGUCUCGUUUCUCAACUUUUGUUCUGCACGAAAUAAACGGAAUCAGGGGAUGUCCGUGCCUUUUUCCAACACCCACCUCCGCGUCCCCCGGGGCUUCGGAAACCUACUGGGAGGGCUGGCCAGAGAGAUCCUGAGAGACCAGCCAGAAGACAUACCCACCUUCGCUGCCCUCUAUUUCAAUGACCUCCUGAAAGAAAGAGCCGACAGUGGGGUGGAUCCUGCUGACUGGGCUGCCAGGCUUGAAGACAGAUUCUACAACAAUCACUCAUUUAAGAAGGAGCGGAGACCGGGUGGUGUCAGCGGAGCCGAAGAGCACGGGACCGUGACAGCUGGCGCUGAAAUUGACGAGGUCGAAUCGCUCGGAAACAGAAGAGUGGAACCCGGCGUGCCUGUCAAGACGUCAGUUGUGUCGGGCGCCAACUUCGACGCAAUCAAGGGGGUGUCAGGUGCUGAAAAUGGGGCUGUCGAGAAGGCCCUCAGUGACGCAGAUGCAGCAGUGAACAGGGUCAAAUUGGAGGAUGAGCCCUCCCGCGAGGCUUCUAAUGGCGGUGUGGCCAGUGUGGACAUAUGUGCUCAAGAGCUGAGAGACCCGGAGGGGGUCAGGUCACUGCCUCUGGAUAGAGGCACCAUAGGAAGUGAUGUCUUGGAUGCUAUGGUUGCUGGGCCCCUGCUGACUGAGAGAGAGAAGUCUGAGGCUCAGGAUGAGGAUGUGGAAGCUGUAGGAGGAUAUGAGCAUCUUCUCCAGGAAUGGCGAGCUGAUGUUGACGAUGUUCUGCCAGAAAAGGACGCCAAGGAAGGCCUCACUUCUGGUUCCUGUUAUGAAAUACCUAAUUUAAAAGACCCUGCUGAGGAGGCUCUGGAUUUCUCUCAAAAGGGAGAAGACCUGGCUGGAGAAGAGGACAGGAUAAAGUACAGAGACCUCAGCGAGACAGGGGAUAUCAUGGAUACACUCUUAGAGAAAAAGAAGGCAGAGGAAGGAGACAUAGUGGAGGGCAUUUUAGAAAGCUACACCCCCGCAGAAGGAGAGAGUGUCCUGGAUAUAGAGGCAGGGAGUCAAAUGAAAGAAGAGCGUCUGCAAAGUGCUUCAGUGUCCUCUAACAUUGGAGAAGAUGAAGAGAUAGUCAAACAGCAGUCUUUCACAAUUAACACCACAGAAAUGGUAUAUGGUAAUGAGCCUGUAGCCAUUGAUGAAGGGCCUUACCAAUUAAGUGUCCAUCCUGGGGUGGGGGGAGAUGAUAGACUUGAAGAGGACAGCCCUGACAUUGAGAGAAAGUAUGGGAAUGGAUGGACUGAAAGUGACAGAGCCAAGAUAAAUAAGUAUGUUUUUGUUGAAGGUUCUGAAUGUGAAGUUGGGAGGGAGUGCAGCCCUGUGAGAGACCUCCAAGUACAGGGUAAGGAGGAGAAUGAGGGCAUAGCUGAGGAGCCACAAGGAGAUACAUCUGAGCAGAAGGUGGGGCCACAACCAAAGUCUGACACAGAGGAACACCUGCUUGCGGAGGACCAACCAAUCACAGAAGAAUAUAUUCUCUCAGAUGAACACACUCUUACAGGGGAGUACUCAUUUACUCAGGACCAACCAAUCUCAGACAAAUACCUGACCGAGGAUGAACACCUGCUCACAGAGGAGCACUCGAUUGCAGAGGAACAACCAAUUACGGACAAAUACCUGACAGAGGAUGAACACCUGUUCACAGAGGAGCACUCGAUUGCAGAGGAACAACCAAUCACAGACAAAUACCUGACCAAGGAUGAGUGUCUGCUCACAGAAGAGCACUCAAUUACAGAAGAACAACCAAUCGCAGACAGAUACCUGACCGAGGAUGAACACCUGCUCACAGAAGAGCACUCAAUUACAGAAGAACAACCAAUCACAGACAGAUACCUGACCGAAGAUGAACACCUGCUCACAGAAGAGCACUCAAUUACAGAGGAUCAGCCAAUCGCAGACAAAUACCUGACUGAGGAUGAACACCUACUCACAGAGGAGCACUCAAUUACAGAGGACCAACCAAUUGCAGACAAAUACCUGAGAGAGGAUAAGCAUCUGCUCACAGAAGAGCACUCAGUGAUAGAGGAACAACCAAUCGCAGACAAAUACCUGACUGAGGAUGAACACCUGCUCACAGAAGAGCACUCAAUUGCAGAGGAUCAACCAAUCAUAGACAAAUACCUGACCGAGGGUGAACACCUACUCACUGAGGGACAUUCGAUCACAGAUGAACACACACUCACAGAUAAAUAUCUGCUGACAGAAGAACAUCUGAUCACGCAGGAUGAUGCUCCCUCAGAGCAAAACCUGGUCCCAGAAGAAACUGGAUGCCUGUCUCCCAGCCUCAAAAAGAAUGCCAGUGAAAAUAACCAAGAACAAGCCCCAGAGGAACAAGCGAAGGGUCUCCCCAACAUCUACAGUGCAAAGGACCACAAGGAUGAAUGCAGCCAGCCCCAGGAGGAGGACGUGAUGGACAUUCCCCUGGAUGACCCCGAGGCCAACAAGGCAGCUGCCAAAAUUCAGGCCGGCUUCCGAGGACACAUGACCCGGAAGAAGAUGAAGGACGACAAGCCCAGGGAGGAGGUGAGCAGCACUGGGGAGGCACUUAACGGCCGCCGGAGGGAUUCAGGAGCAGCAGGAUCAGAAGAAGUAGAAGGAGACGACACCUCCACCCCAGAACAGUGAGGUUCCGGAGCCCAGCGGAGCUUAGCACACCCACUGCAAUAACCAGAUCUCUUGUCUUAAAAUAGCUUUCCAUGUACGAAAUAAAGAAAUUCCGAGUUCGAAGGGGGAUUGGGCUUUGUCGUACGAUCUGUGAACACACUCACACUUUACUGCUUACUGUCCAGUGUGGAUAGAUGUCUGUGAUCUAAAAAAAAAAACAUUUUAUAGCAUGUUUUUUUCUUAUCUUGGCAAAUGACCUCGGUGACCAAGUGCUGCCUGAAUAUUAAGGAAGUUGCUUUGCAAAGUUACAGAGAGGGAAAAAAAAGAAAAAUAACCCAGAAAUGUCUGACUGUUUUAAAAGAUGUUUUAUUUGAUUGCGACUUUCUUUCGGUCCUGCACUUAUUUAUGCAUCUGCUGUAACUUUUUCGGUUUAUGGUUUUGAUCAGUUUGUUCUCGUUUUGUGAAAUUCCUGUAAAGCCGUUCCCAUCAGAUGAACCGACUUUGUGUCACGGCACCAUGUGUGAGUAGGUUUGUCAUUAAUAAGCUCAAUCAGCCAGAAGUUCGCACAAAUGCAGCCUGUCCGUCAUCUUAAUUAGCUAUUGUCUUCAUUAUUUAAUAUUACUCACAUGCACCAUAGAGAUUUGUUUUGGAUAAUGUUGGGUAUUGUUUGUGUAAAGGAAAGAGGCUUUCGAAGUGCAAGUACUCAGACGCACAGCCAUCUGAUAAUAGCGUACGGAGGCUAGAUAAUUUCAUUUUCUUUCAGUUAUGUUCUGUAAAGAAUAUUGUUUUUCUAAAACAUGAGCAUGCGACAUUAAAGUGUUUCGUAAGCCAGUGUUUAGUUCUGUCUACGGAGAAUUAGAAUUUGAGCUCCUUCUCUGAUUUUCAUGGGCACCAGAAGGAGCGUACUCUGUAUGUGAAACACCAACCUUGGUCUCAUCUUUUACUUGAAGCAGAUGGGUGAGAUAGCGAUUGUAUCAAAUCAGUUAGACAACAAUAUGUCGGCAUGCUGCACGUUCAACCUGGGUGGACUCUUACCUGCUGCAUUCUUUAAAGGACUAACACCUGUUUGAAAAAUUAAUAAAUAAAAAGGAAACUGUU
Brienomyrus brachyistius is the source of this 3788-nucleotide messenger RNA. RefSeq names its product sperm autoantigenic protein 17 (gene spa17). The record is from RefSeq and is a predicted model, not a curated record. Gene Ontology annotation, molecular function: calmodulin binding. Bases 87 to 2711 code for a protein of 874 amino acids. Lineage: Eukaryota; Metazoa; Chordata; Actinopteri; Osteoglossiformes; Mormyridae. The transcript has 7 exons.